ACUCCUGAUUGUGUGAUAUAUAUCUUGAGCUUACAAGCAAAAAUAUAUAUAUUACUAAAACUUUGUUGAAAGUUGCAAUUGAUCACUUGAGUAAAAGAAAUAUAUUUAAUAUAAGAUAUAUAAUGUGGAGGCUAAAGAUAGGUGAUGGUGGAAAGGACCCAAACAUAUUCAGCCUUAACAACUUUGUUGGGAGGCAAACAUGGGAGUUUGAUCCUAAUGCUGGGACUCCUCAAGACAUAGCUCAAGUUGAACAUGCUCGUCAACAUUUUUACGACAACCGUUUCAAGUUUAAGGCAUGUGGUGACCUUCUUUGUCGAUUUCAGAUUUUGAGAGAAAAUAACUUCAAACAAACAAUAGCAGAUGUGAAGAUUAAAGAUGGAGAAAAAAUAACAGAAGAAAAAGUCAGAAGCACAUUGAGAAGGGCAGUUCAUCACCUAUCAGCAUUGCAAUCUAGUGAUGGCCAUUGGCCUGCUAUAAAUACAGGCCCUCUGUUUUAUAUUCCUCCCUUAGUCUUUUGUUUAUACGUAACAGGACAUCUUGAUUCGGUGUUAUCAGAAGAGUAUCGAAAAGAGAUUCUUCGUUACAUAUAUUGUCACCAGAAUGAAGAUGGAGGGUGGGGACUACAUAUAGAGGGUCACAGUGUGAUGUUUUGCACCGUACUAAACUACAUAUGUAUGCGAAUUCUUGGAGAAGGUCCUAAUGGUGGUAGAGAAAAUGCUUGUGCUAGAGGAAGACAAUGGAUUUAUGAUCAUGGUGGUGUCACACAUGUACCUUCAUGGGGAAAAUUUUGGCUUUCGAUACUUGGUAUAUUCGAUUGGGGUGCGAGCAAUCCAAUGCCUCCUGAGUUUUGGAUGCUUCCUUCAUUUCUUCUUAAACAUCCAGUUAGAAUGUUGAGUUAUUGUCGAUUGGUAUACAUGCCUAUGUCUUACUUGUAUGGAAAAAGGUUUGUGGGUUCGAUCACACAACUUAUCUUAAAGUUGAGAGAAGAACUCCUUCCUCAAUCUUAUGAAAAAGUUAAUUGGCAAAAAGUACGUCAUCAAUGUGCAAAGGAAGAUCUUUAUUAUCCUCAUCCUUUAAUACAAGAUCUAAUAUGGGAUAGUUUAUACAUAUUAAUGGAGCCACUUUUGACUCAUUGGCCUUGUAACAAAUUAGUUAGAGAAAAAGCCCUCCAAAUAGCAAUGAAGCAUAUUCAUUAUGAAGAUGAGAAUAGUCGAUACAUAACUAUUGGUUGUGUAGAAAAGGUUUUGUGCAUGCUAGCUUGUUGGGUGGAAGAUCCAAAUGGAGAUGCUUUCAAGAAGCAUCUUGCAAGAAUCCCAGAUUACUUAUGGGUGUCAGAAGAUGGAAUGACUUUACAUAGUUUUGGUAGCCAAACAUGGGAUGCUAGUUUGAUAAUUCAAGCUUUGCUUGCUACUAACCUUAUUGGGGAUAUUGGUCCAAUACUUGCGAAAGGACAUGCAUUCAUUAAGAAUUCUCAAGUUAGGGAGAAUCCUUUGGGAGAUUUUAGGAGCAUGUAUCGUCAUAUUUCUAAAGGGUCAUGGACCUUCUCUGAUCGAGAUCAUGGAUGGCAAGUUUCUGAUUGUACUGCAGAGGGAUUAAAGUGUUGUCUCCUUCUAUCAAUGUUGCCUUCAGAGAUUGUGGGGGAAAAGAUGGAACCCGAAAGGUUAUACGAUUCGGUCAAUAUCUUAUUGUCUCUUCAGGGUAAAAAGGGUGGUUUACCCGCUUGGGAGCCAUCAGAAGCUCUCAAAUGGUUGGAACUACUUAAUCCGAUAGAAUUUCUUGAGGAAAUUGUAGUUGAGGGUGAAUAUAUUGAGUGCACAUCAUCAUCAGUUCAAGCUUUGGUUAUGUUUAAGAAGCUAUAUCCAGAGCAUAGGAAAGAGGAGAUAGAUAAAUUCAUUGCAAAAGCGGUUCAAUUUAUUGAAAAUAAACAAACAUAUGAUGGUUCAUGGUAUGGAAAUUGGGGAAUUUGCUUUACUUAUGGUACUUGGUUCGCACUCACUGCUCUUGUGGCUGUUGGCAACACUUAUUACAAUUCUGCUGCUAUUCGUAAGGGUGUCAAUUUUUUGCUUACAACACAAAGAAAUGAUGGUGGGUGGGGUGAGAGCUAUCUUUCUAGUUCAAAAAAGAUAUAUGUACCUCUUGAAGGAAGUCAAUCAAAUAUUGUACAAACAUCAUGGGCUCUUAUGGGUUUAAUUCAUGCUGGUCAGAUGGAGAGAGACUCUACUCCUCUUCAUCUUGCUGCAAAAUUGAUAAUCAAUUUCCAACUACAAGAGGGUGAUUGGCCGCAACAGGAACUCACAGGAGUAUUCAUGAAAAAUUGCAUGUUGCAUUACGCAAUGUAUAGAGAUAUUUUUCCAAUGUGGGCUUUAGCUGAAUAUCAUAGACAUAUUCUACUAUCUUCUACUUCAGUUUAAAAUGUAAAAUUGAGCAUAAAAAACCAUAUCAAUAAAUAAAGAAUAUUGUUAGUAGUAAUCCUUUUGUCACCCUCUUUCCAACAUUCACUCUUUUAUUGAGUGAAAUACAUGU
Cicer arietinum (chickpea) is the source of this 2523-nucleotide messenger RNA. RefSeq names its product mixed-amyrin synthase. Gene Ontology annotation, molecular function: beta-amyrin synthase activity. Gene Ontology annotation, biological process: triterpenoid biosynthetic process. The record is from RefSeq and is a predicted model, not a curated record. Gene Ontology annotation, cellular component: lipid droplet. NCBI's taxonomy places the organism in Eukaryota, Viridiplantae, Streptophyta, Magnoliopsida, Fabales, Fabaceae.